Molecule: messenger RNA, 1314 nt
Organism: Tetranychus urticae (two-spotted spider mite)
Lineage: Eukaryota; Metazoa; Arthropoda; Arachnida; Trombidiformes; Tetranychidae
Gene: Snup
Product: snurportin-1
Biological process (GO): snRNA import into nucleus
Cellular component (GO): nucleus; cytoplasm
Source: RefSeq, a predicted model, not a curated record
CCAAAACAAGCAGUCACAUUAGCAACGCGCAAAUAUCUUCACCGGUUGAACGUUUUCUCGUUCAUUUCUUUAUUUCGCUUAUUUACACUCUGUUCUAAGAUCUAUUUUGUUUUAUUCUGCAAUAUUUUGUGAUUUAACAUCAUGACUUGUAACGAUACUCAACCAGAUUUGGGUAAUUUAAUUGAAAAGCUGGAUGUUGGACUGGAAGUGUCUCAAUCGACAAAAAUAUUCAACCCGCAUCAUAUGUUGUAUAAAAAUAAGGCUAAUGGUACUGAUCCUGAGAAAAGAAGGCAAAUUUUUUUGCAGAACCAAAAAAUCAAACGUCGAGAUAGUUUGAUGAAGAUACGACGAUUAACUAGUAUAAGUAUCGACUUAAGUGAUGAAGAGGAGAAAUUGAAAGAUGAAAACAUGGAAACAGAAGCUUCCAUUUCGCAAGGCUCGGUCGAUGAUGACGAUAAAGAGGAAAAGUUUAAUAGAUUUAAAGAUCAAUUGAUGCUGUCGGAGUGGCUUACUCGAAAACCGUCUGAUUUUGUUGAAAAUUGGUUCCUUGUUAUCUGUCCAGUUGGAAAGAGAUGUUUGGUUGUUGCUUCAUCUGGACAAACUAAAGCUUACUCACGAACUGGUCAUUAUAUCUCAUCAUUUCCAUCUUUCUUACCUGGUGGUAAUCGACGUGAUAAUUGUGCAUACCGUAAAAGUGCUAUACUUGAUUGCAUUUACUCUGAAAGGGAUAAGACUUAUUUCAUUUUAGAUGUUAUGCUUUGGAACCAGAGUCAGUUCUAUGAUAGUGAAACUGAAUUAAGGUUCUAUUGGUUAAACUGUAAGAUCAGAGAAGAAUAUAAUAAUUUAUCAACAACUGCUCCUCUGAAUCCUCACAAAUUCAUUCUAUUAGAUCAUCAUGGAUGCGAUGAUCGUUCAAUUAUAGCUGGAAUUCAGUCUUAUUCUUACAAAGCAAAGAUUGAUGGACUACUCUUUUUCCAUAAAAAGGCCCACUAUAUUCCUGAGGUUUCCCCAUUAGUUUGCUGGCUUAAACUUAACAUGUUGAAAGAUGUUCUCAACAUUGAUAUCGAUAUUACUUCUCAAAAUCAAAUGGACAUUGAGAUUGAAGACUAAUUUUGGAUAUGAUUGACUUUUUCAGCAAUUCUGAAGCUUAUAUCGCAUUGUAUCUUGAUAGGAAAUGUACAUAGUAUUGUUAAUAUCGACUAAACCUGAUGGAUUUGUCACUAUUUAUUAAGGCGAACUAUUAUGAGCCUGAUCUAACAACGAAACUGUAAAUUUUGAAGUUGCAAAUUAUGACUUGUUUUUAAUUGAAUGAAA